AUGAGAAGAUAUGAGGUUUUACUAUGUGCACAAGAUUCAGAGUUCGCUAAAAACAGAUAUGGAGGUUAUUUUGGUGUAUUUCUUAGUUUGUUUAGAGAAGAAGGAGAAACAUGGGAUAAGUUAGAAGUGUGUAAUGGUGAGUUUCCAAAAGAUGAAGAAAUUGAGUUAUAUGAUGGUUUUGUAAUAACAGGAAGUGCUAGUGAUGCUCAUGGGGAUGAUAUUUGGAUCAUUCAACUUCUGAAUUUCUUGAAGAAACGUCUUCUUGGUAUCUGUUUCGGUCAUCAGAUAAAAGCAGUGAGACGGGAAUCUCGCACGACCAAUAGAUUCCAGAUCAUAUUUGCUGUUUCACGUGUCUGCAUUUAA
Papaver somniferum (opium poppy) is the source of this 363-nucleotide messenger RNA. RefSeq names its product gamma-glutamyl peptidase 2-like. The record is from RefSeq and is a predicted model, not a curated record. The transcript is spliced from 2 exons. Lineage: Eukaryota; Viridiplantae; Streptophyta; Magnoliopsida; Ranunculales; Papaveraceae. Gene Ontology annotation, cellular component: cytosol. Bases 1 to 363 code for a protein of 120 amino acids.